CUUCACACAUCCGGGCAUCACAGCACUGACAGACUCGGAGUGCCAAGGCGACGGUGUCAAUACAAAAGCGAAGUCGUUAGCAAGCUAGCCGAGCUCCGCGGACUCGUUUCCUCCGUCUUUUGGUUUUCCUUUUAGUUUCUCAAACCUUUACCGCGCGUUAAACUUCAGGCGCGACCAAGAUGGAUAUUCUUUAGUCGAGGGCAUAUUGUCAUCGCUCUGGUAUGCAGGUGAAACCUACUUGUCAUUAACUCUGACAGUGUCACUGUGCUCCCUGCAAACCUCGUUCACCUCCGUGAUUGGCAAGAUACAUGGUUUUUCAUGAAGAGAGGCGAGAAACCCGAAGGAUACAGGCAGAUGCGGCCCAAGACGUUUCCCGCAAGCAACUACAGUGGCAACAGUCAGCAGAUGUUGCAGGAGAUCCGGGAGAGCCUGCGAAACCUCUCCCGGCCCUCUGAUGCUGCCAAAGUGGAAACUGGUGGCGGCAAGAGCCUGCCGGAGGACUUGCGGCAGCAAGGCCGGAGCACCAACCCCAAAAACCCCUACCACAAAGCCCUGCAGGAGAUUCGCAAAUCAUUGCUGCCGUUUGCCAACGAGCCCACCUGCAGUGGUCGCACACCUGAGGUCAACACGCAGAUGCUUCAGGAGCUGUUGGCUGCAGGCUUUGAAGAGGAAAUGGUGAUCUGUGCUCUGAAGCACACCAACAAUCGCAGUGUGGGGGCAGCUAUAGAAUACAUCAGUAAGAUGAGCUACCAGGACCCGGUGAGAGAGCAGAUGGCAGCUGCAGCAGCACGUCCAGCUAACGCAGCUAUCAAAGCAACUGGCCCCUCUCACAUCCAACAGCCCGUUUUGCGGAGGCCAAGCUGGAAAGGCUCCAAGGAAUCUCUGGCUCCACAGUGGCAUGGCGCUCUGAUGUCCGACGGCAUCAUGUACCGAUCAAACAGCCCUGGCCCUCAGGCCGACUUACCCCGUCCUUCCACCUACCCCCAGAGCCAUGCGCCUGGGGUUAGCAGUCAGCGGGUGAACCCUCCCCUUCCUCCUCAGGUGCGUAGCGUCACCCCUCCCCCCUCCUCCUGGGAAUCGAACCCCGCCACCAAGCGCUAUUCUGGAAACAUGGACUACCUCGGGCCGCGCAUUUCCCCAGUCCCACAGGGGCCAUGGCCUGAUGGUUUUUCGAACGCUCCAGCCCAGGCCCAGAGGGGCAUCAGCCCGGUGCCUGUGGGCCGCCAGCCCAUUAUCAUGCAGGGCUCUGGGGGAAACAAGUUCAGCUUUCCCCCUGCCUGGCCCCAGAAUGGCUCAGCGCAGGCAGAUUACAUGAGCAUGGCGGGUGGCGGCAGGCAGCCUCCUCCUCCGUACCCACUGGGUCAAGCGAACAGGCACAGUCCCACAGCCCAGCAGAUGCAGGCCGGCGGCCCUGCGCCUUCUCCCCCCUACUCCAACGGAGGCAACCUGCCUCCAUCCAUGCUGGUGCCUAACCGUAACAGCCAUAACUUGGACAUGUACCUUGGGGUAAUGCCCCAGCCCAGGCCAUCACAACAGCAGCCUGGCUCCUCCCCUGGAAACAGCAGUAACCAGGAAGUCCCUCCCCCUUCUUGGCCUCACAGCAUCCCAGCACGCUCCAACUCAUUCACUAACACUCCAACGGGUGGACGCCAGGGCCCGCCCGCUCCCAGCUCCCAGCCCUCCGCUACCACCGUCACUGCCAUCACACAGGCACCCAUUCUGCAGCCAGUGAAGAGCAUGCGGGUACAAAAACCUGAACUUCACACAGCUGUGGCCCCAACACACCCACCAUGGCUCCAGCAACAACAGCAGCAGCCACCUCCUCCUCCCUCUCCAUUUCAGGAGGCUUCUGUGCCCGGGCCUGCUGUGCCCCAGAUACCAGCUGUGUCUGAGGUGCCGAGCUACCAGGGUCCUCCACCUCCUUACCCCAAGCACCUCUUGCAGCAGCAGCAACAACAGCAGCUAUCUGCUCCAUGUCCAGCUUACGAGUCCAACCCCAACGGCAGGAAGGAAGAUGAGGGUGGUGAGGAUGAUACGGACAAUGCCAGCACCUGCUCCAGUGAGCGUGCCGAGGGCUCUGAGACGGCCGUGAGCACAGAGCGGGAGAAGAAGCAGAUCACUACAUCUCCGGUACCAGUGCGGAAGAACAAACGUGACGAGGAGCGUCGAGGAGAAGGCAGGGUGCAGCUGUAUUCACCACAGGCCUUUAAGUUUUUCAUGGAGCAGCAUGUGGAGAACAUUUUGAAGAAUCACCAGCAAAGAAUCAGGCGCAAGAAACAGCUGGAGAGUGAGAUGCAACGGGUGGGUCUGUCUGAGGAUGCCCAAGAACAGAUGCGCAUGAUGCUCUCUCAGAAAGAGUCCAACUACAUCCGCCUCAAACGUGCCAAGAUGGACAAGUGUAUGUUUGAGAAGAUAAAAACACUGGGCGUGGGAGCAUUUGGCGAGGUCUGUCUGGCACGGAAGGUGGACACUGGUGCACUCUAUGCUAUGAAAACCCUGCGUAAGAAGGACGUGCUUCUGAGGAACCAGGUGGCCCAUGUGAAAGCCGAGAGAGACAUCUUAGCUGAAGCGGACAACGAAUGGGUGGUCAAGCUCUACUACUCAUUCCAGGACAAGGACAGCCUAUACUUUGUCAUGGACUACAUCCCUGGCGGCGACAUGAUGAGCCUGUUAAUCCGGCUGGGCAUUUUUGGUGAGGAGCUGGCGCAGUUUUACAUUGCUGAACUUACCUGCGCUGUAGAGAGCGUACACAAGAUGGGCUUCAUCCACCGUGACAUCAAGCCAGACAACAUCUUAAUAGACCGUGACGGGCACAUUAAGCUCACCGACUUCGGCUUGUGCACGGGGUUCCGCUGGACACACGACUCAAAGUACUACCAGAGUGGUGAUCAUGUGCGACAGGACAGUAUGGAUUUCAGUAAGGAGUGGGAAGAUCCUGCAAACUGUCGCUGUGGCGACCGUCUCAAGCCACUGGAACGGCGGGCUGCUAGGCAACACCAGCGCUGCCUGGCCCAUUCGCUAGUGGGCACACCAAACUACAUCGCCCCAGAGGUGCUGCUACGGACAGGCUACACACAGCUGUGUGACUGGUGGAGCGUGGGGGUGAUUCUGUAUGAGAUGCUGGUUGGCCAGCCUCCUUUCCUGGCUACAACUCCACUGGAGACCCAGAUGAAGGUUAUAAACUGGCAGACAGCGCUGCAUAUCCCACCGCAGGCCAAGCUGAGUCCAGAGGCAUCAGACCUGAUCGUGAAGCUGUGCCGCGGGCCGGAGGACCGGCUGGGGAAGAACGGCGCAGACGAGAUCAAGGCGCACCCCUUCUUCAAAACCAUCGACUUCUCCAUCGACCUGCGGCAGCAACCCGCACCCUACAUCCCCAAAAUCACGCACUGCACAGACACGUCAAACUUCGACCCCGUCGACCCAGAUAAGCUCUGGAGCGAUGACGAUGGUAACCAUAACGACACGCUGAAUGGCUGGUUCAAGAACGGCAAGCACCCGGAGCACGCCUUCUACGAGUUCACCUUCCGGCGCUUCUUUGACGACAACGGCCAUCCAUACAGCUGCCCCAAACCCAUCGACGAGGGUUACGACGAGCAGGGGGAGGAGCCUGAAAACCCGAUCCAGGUGCAUGGGGCGGGGCAGGGGCGGGACCUGGUCUACGUUUAGUUGACUUUAUUCUGCAACAAAAGGCAGACACUGCACAUCAUCUGGCUGUGGGAAGAAUGAGUGAGUGAGUGUGUGUUCAGCCUCCCACUCAUUUGUUGGUACGGUUUUUAAGUCUGCUUUUACACUACAUAUGGGUGUGUAUAAUUUGUUCGUCGUUCAAAUCGCACUCUUUUUAUCAGUGCAGUCUGAACUAAUGAGAAUUUAAUGAUACUUCGGACGGUCUGUAUUUUUCGAACACGCUUCCGAGUCAUUUUAAGCCUUAAUUUAUUUAAACCAUUGUAAAACGAGGACACUAGUGGAAACGAAUAGUUCGAUUAUGCCUUCUUCACAAAUGACAUGUUAAUUUAUGAUUGAGUAGGUGUCUUUCUCGCUCUGAUCUGGCCUUGAGUGGGCUGUGCAGGGAUUGGUCGAUUUUAUUAACUCUGUAUUGCUGUGCCUUUUAUUUUACACUCUUUCACCAAAAACAUGAGGGGAAGUAGCAUCUUUAGCCAGUUGAUUGAACUGACAGCUAGUAUGAGCAACUGAUAGAGAAAAUUGUGUGAAUUGUAUUAUUAGCCUUCUGUGUAUUUUCUAAUUUAUACACUCAGAAAUGUAUUUAUAAAUUAUGCAGUGUACAUUUUUGUACAUUUUGGUUUUGUUUUUCAUUCUCAAUUCUGUUGGUGUAGGAAAUAAACCCAAGGGCAAGCUCCCUUCCUCUCUUUCUUCA
Colossoma macropomum (tambaqui) is the source of this 4372-nucleotide messenger RNA. RefSeq names its product large tumor suppressor kinase 1 (gene lats1). Gene Ontology annotation, biological process: regulation of organ growth; positive regulation of apoptotic process; hippo signaling. Bases 319 to 3666 code for a protein of 1115 amino acids. Gene Ontology annotation, molecular function: protein serine/threonine kinase activity; protein binding; ATP binding. The transcript is spliced from 8 exons. Lineage: Eukaryota; Metazoa; Chordata; Actinopteri; Characiformes; Serrasalmidae. The record is from RefSeq and is a predicted model, not a curated record.